AUUUACACACACACAACGAAUGUGUGCAAUCUAGCACACACACACACUCGAGCCCAUUUCCGCUGCCGAAAUAAAAAUAAAAUCUCGAAAGGAUUGUUUAUGUAGGCCCACAUUCGGUGAAAAGAACUCGGUGGGCCAGUUGACUAGAUUUUUUCCCCCCUUUUUCUUCACCCCAAAAGUUCUUCUCCUCCCGUACACACACACCAGUGUGUAGUGUGUGUGUGUUAGCUUUAGGGGGAAACCGGGACCUACGUGUGUUCCCACCCACUUUGGUGUGUGUGUGUUGUCCAAACUGUCAGUGUAAUCAGUGUCUUUCAAAAAAAGAAGACUUGCUCUGAAAAUUGUCGUGUUUUCAUGUCAAUGUUGUCGACGUCGAGUGUGUCGGUUCGAUCGAAAACGGAUGCCAAUGCUGGCAGUUGUGUCGAGGUGAAAAAGCGAAUAGACCAAGCCAUUCAUCUGCUUUGAAACCUGAAAGCAGGUUGGAUCAGCCAGACGAUUCCAUUUAGACAAUCGGUGUGUUCAUUUCCUUCUUGUUUUAUUGUCAUUUUUAUCUUUUCAGUUGUUCCUGCUGCAGAGAGACUCAUUGGUUGUGCGUCUGUCCAUGUUCUGACGACUCCCCAAACAACUUCCAAUUAGUGCCUGUGUGUCCUGCCCUGCCGGUCAGCCAGCCUCAAAAUCUGCAACAUCACAACUCAUCGUUGGUGUGGCCAUCCCAAGUGUGCAGAUGAACACGAGAACCUGGUGAGAGUCUGCCUACGGUUGUUGUUGUUGUGUGAGACUUCGAUUUGACUGGAGUGUGCCCCUGCAGCACUGGAACGCCAGCAGGUUGGCAUAUUGUGUGACAGCUUCGUCCACACCCAAUUACCAGAGCUACACAGUGACACGUGCGUGUGGGGCUUGUUUCCUGGUGCGUCGCCAGUUCGACGCCGUCCGAAAGAAAAAAAGUUAUAAAAAGAAACGCACGAGGUUCGUCGACCAGCUUGAGAGAAAAAAAGUUGAAAAGGAGAAGAGCCGGAAGAACGGAAAGUGCACACAUACGUGGGAUUUCCCACCUGGAGUGGACGUGAGAGGACGAAGAACUAUGGCGUUUUGGUGAAUCCCGACAAAACUCUUUUUUCGUCCUUUUUUUUUUUUUAUUCCAUCACCCACCAAUUCAUUCCACCUCCCCCUACCAUCCGUCAGUCAUCUGUGGAGGCUCAAGAAACGUCAUGAGUCAAUCUGUCCAAGUGGACGCCCACUCUAUCGACACGCCCCCCGUUGCUGAUCCCUUAUCCCUGGAUACGUUAUCCUCCUCCUCGCAUUUGAAGGAAGCAACGACUGAUAUGAGUUCAUCCGACUCUUUGGCGGCAGCAGCAGCAGCCACCAGUGAAAAAUCGUCGUCCAACCGUGUCGUCGCCCAGAGAACUCCAGCAGGUGGUUCGAAUCAUCUUCCAUCAGCAGCAGCAGCGGCUGCCGGCCACCAACAACAACAACAACACCGGACGGCCAUCAACCGCAGUAACACUUCCGGCGGUGAAGGAGGUCUGGUCAUGGUGGCUACGUCGCUCGCUGCUGCUUCUUCUUCUUCAACAACUCCGUCCAGCCGGGCCAAUAGUGCCGAACCCUUCAGCAAUGGCGGUGGUGGAGGAAGCGGGAGUAGCAGUGGUGGUGCGGCGCGGUCAGCCGGAGCAGGAGGAAGCCGGGCAGCUCGGACGAAUACGACAGCUCAAGCUCCUCAAGGGGCCAUCUAUCGGGCAUCGAUGGCCAGCGCAGGAGGAGGUGGUAGUGGAGGUGGUGGUGGUGGUGGAGGAGGAGGAGGAGGUAAUGGAGGAUCUUCUCGGAUUCCGUCUCAUCUGGCCUCUUAUCAAUCGCCGGCCACUGGCUCCUUCGCUUACGGAGCCGGCGUGGGAGGAUCUAAUAACAGCAGCAACAGUAGCAGCAGCACGGGGACCGGGAGUCAAGGCUACAGCAGCUCGACGAGCGCCGGCGGUGUAGGAGGAGGCGGCGGCGGCGGAAGUGGGGGAGUAGGCGGCGCCAAUUCCAGCCCUGCGACGGCGGCUACCAAUGCGACGACGACGACGACCAGUGGCUCUGGCGGCAGCAGUACCAAUAACAGCGACCAGCUGUCCAGGACCAACCUCUACAUCCGCGGAUUGACACCCAACACCACCGACAAGGACCUGGAAGAAUUGUGUCGCAAAUUCGGCACCAUCAUUUCGACCAAAGCCAUUCUGGACAAGAAUACCAACAAGUGCAAAGGCUACGGUUUCGUCGAUUUCGAUUCGCCAUCGGCGGCCGAGUCGGCCGUCAAAGCCCUGCAGCUUCAAGGCAUUCAAGCGCAGAUGGCGAAGGUAAUCGUCAAACAACAGGAGCAAGAUCCAACCAAUUUGUACCUGGCCAACUUGCCGGCCCACAUCACCGAACAGGACCUGCACGACAUGCUCUACAAGUACGGCACUGUCAUCUCGACCCGGGUGUUGCGCGACGGAGGCAGCCAGAGCCGGGGCGUCGGCUUCGCCCGCAUGGAGUCGAGGGAAAAGUGCGACGAGAUCAUCAGCAUCUUCAACGGGAAAUUGCUGUCGGGAUCGACCCAGCCGCUCCUCGUCAAAUUCGCCGACGGCGGCAACAAGAACAAGCGCCAGCACAAGACUCACGACCAGCGCUGGCGCGACGCCGCCGACGGACCCGGCGGACUCCUCUCGGCCUACGACAAUCCCGUCCACAACGGAUUGCCCACCCUGCUCUCCCACAUGCAGCUCGGACGUAAUUUCCCGCACCAAAUGUCGCCUUUCCCCAUUGGGCCCAACGGCGCCCCCUGGCUGGGACAAUACAUUGUCCAGCCUCCCAUGCAUCAACAGAUGGAGAUGUUGACGUCCGGAAUGGAUCCGUCGAUGCAGUACAUCCCUCAGUUGACGACUCACCUGUCAUCGCUGCACGUCGGCAGCCCUGGAAAUCCUUACGCGAUGGGUCCCAGUGGCCACCCCGGUGGACACGGUGGUCAUCACCAUCACCACCAUCACCACCACAACGCCUAUCAGGCGGCAGCACUCUACCAGGCCAGCCAAUCGCAGGCGGCCGUCAUGGGUCCGGCCUCACUCUCUCUGGCUCCUGAAUCCGAUCCCUCUGCCAGCGCCACCGCCUCACCCGACGAGCCCUUCUCCUACGGAGCCAUGUGAGAAGAUGAAAAACAGAAAAGAAAAACUGGGAUUUUUUAUUUUUUGAACGAAGAAGAAAAUACCAAAGGGAAUUCAGAAAAAAUUUGCAAAAAUAAGAAAUGUCUGGCAGCAGUAGCUCUCUUUUCUUCAAAAGUGUGUGAGCAGCAAAAAGAAAAAGAAAGAUCACCGAUCACACGGUAAAACAAAACACAUCGGUGGGCUUUUUUUUUUUUUAAUUACGUGGUGGUGUGUGUGUGUGUUUUUCAAUUUUUUUAAAUGACCUGGACCCGAUAAUUUUUUCCUCUUUUCAUUUGAAUUUUUGCGUUUCUUCUUUAAUUGUUUCUUUUGAUCGUGCCUCUUUUUGUUUUUCUUCGCGAUGAUUUUUUUUUUCCAAAUAGGUAGAGACAUUCCACACACAACACAGACAUACACACACAAAUGUGCUUUUCCUUCCCUCCCCGCCGCCUAUUCUCCGUUGCGUAAUAUGCUCGUCCUCUCUCCUGACAGACACGCCCCUUUUCUUUCAUUGUAAAUAAGGCGAACGAUGCAAAUUCUUUGAAUGGGAAAAAUUUCGAUUGUUUGUUCUUUCUUUUCAUUUUUCUGGAACCGGUAGAAUUUUCUAAUCAGCAUCCCCAUAUAACCGUCUCUGAUCGUAGAGGUACCUGUUAUUUGUUUUUUUCUUUCAUUUCUCUCCCUCCUCUCCCCGUAAGAAGAAACAAGGCAAAAGAAAAAUAAUUCCCGAAUGAAAAGAAAAAUUUUACGCUACUGGGGGGAACAGGAAAAAAAAAGAAGAAAAUCCGCUCAGAAAAAAGGAAGAAUUUCGUUACAUGUCCAAAAUUAGAAAACCAAAAAAAUGGGAAAAUAACAAAAAGAGAGAAAAGCGUCUGCCAGCCAAUGAUGUGCCUUUUCGAUGCCCCCCUCCCCCCGCUCCUUCCUUACACAUACACACACACACAUCCCGAUGAUCAAAUCGCUAAAAAAAAAAUGGGGGAAAGAAAUAUUUCAAAUCCGGUUUUAUCUUCCCCAUACAAAGAAAUAAUUUUUCCCGUUAGAACUUUUUUUUUUUUUUUUAAAUCAAAACUUUUCUCCAUGUUUUCCCAGUUUUGUUCGAUCCUUGUUUUCUAACCCGUUGAAUUUUUCUAGACAUUUGGCGUAUUGCUGGAACCAAAAAGGGGGGCUAAAAAAAAGAGAGGAAGAAUUUUGUUUUCACGAAAGUAAAAACUUGAAAAAAUUGAAAAAAAAUAAUUAAGAGGAUUUUUAAUUUCUGAUUGUGUUGUGGGAAGGUAAAGAAAAAGUUAUCCUCCAUAAACGAAUGGCGGAACUAAAACAGCAAAAUUACCAAAAAAAAAAUUCAAAACAAAUUGCCCGGAAAGUACAUGUUAUUUGAUUGAGAGAAAUUUAAAAAAAAGUUUUAAGAAACGGGAAAAAUUUCCGUUUUGAAUUCUUUAUUGUUGUUUGGGGGCUCCUGUUUGUUCAUUUCCACAGCAGAAUUGGAAACAAAACUUUGUUCUCGCGUGUUUUUUUGUUUGUUUGUUUGUUUUCGUUUUUUAAAUUCCCGGGGUUUGAAAAAAAGCAAAAAUUGUCAAUUCCGUAAAAAUAUAAAAGGGGGAGGAUUGUUUUUUUGUGUCCAUGAUGAUUGAUGAAGCGAAUGUCGUUCAAGUAGUUCAGUGUUUUAUGCGGUGAUUUUUUAAAAGGGAUUGUCGUCGUCGUUCGACGAAAAAGGAUCGAAGGAAUCGGAGCAAAAAGUACAAAAAAGAAAAGAUAAGAGAGGGAAUACACACACCAACAUACCACCCGAAAUCCCCCCUUUUUUUAAGUUUUUUAAAUUAAUUUAAAAAACAAAACAAAAAAAAAACCCAACAAGUGUGGCGUCGUAAUGAUUUUGAAAUUAAAUCUUAAACAUUUUUGUUCAAAAGAAAACCCUACCCGCUCUUUUUUUGUUGUUGAAAAAACACACUGCCGUUUUCCUUUUGUUUCAGUUACAUUUCAUAUUUUUUAACUUCCCGAGAAUAGCCAUUAUUUCCAAACGAUCUUUUAAGAAAAACUAUUUAAAGAUGAUGGUUAUAUAAUUCAAAGAAGAUUUUUUUUCAUCUCCCUCCUCACUUCCUCCUACGUCACUUCCGCCACCCCCCACACACACCUGUCCUGUUCUCUCGUCUUUUGAAGAAAAAUUAAUUAAACUAUUAAAAAAAAGCAAAGACAAUUUUUGAUGCAAAUGGGGAAAUCGGUAAAAUUCGUAGAAUUUAGAUAAUUUUUUUUAUUUCAUGAAAAAUGCGUGCGCCGUAUGCAAUUUUGAAUUGUGUGUCGCCUACCAAAUUGUGUGUUUUUUUUUUAAUAAUUUUCGUUUCACCUUUUUAAAUUAAGUUUGCUGUUGAAGAAUGUUUGCACCACCUCGCCCCUCCAGUUUUCAUUUUAUGUCUCGGUUGUUGCUAAUUGUUAAAUUCGUUAAUUCCCCUUUUUCUUUCGACCUGGAAAGAAAAAGGCGAUCAAAUUUCACGCGAUUUGUUAUGUUUUCGAAAAAUGGCGGCGGGAAUUUUAAAAAACAAAAAAAAUUUGAAAGCCAUUUGUUAUGUUGUUUUGUUGGUCUCUUUGAUGAGAUUUCCGGAAGAAACGUUUUUGGUGGGGGCGAUGAUUUUUCUUUUUUUUUUUUUUUAUUUUUAAUUUCUCAUCUGUUACAAGGGAAAAGAGUGGGGAGGGUUAAAAAAGAUUCAAACAAAAAUUUCAAUUUUGAUUUCACACGUGUUGUUGUUAUUAUUGUUGUUUUAUUGUAAAACCACCACGCUGCUGCCCCUGGGCAAGAAAUUCAGAAUUUAAAAAAUGACAGAAUUAACAAAGUGCGAUCAGAAAAAAAAUCCUGUGUGUGUAUGCGUGCUCCCCUCCUCCCCCCCCCCCUCCAAAGAAAAAGAAAAUGUUUGUUAAAAAAAAUUGUUGAAUUUUUGUCUCUCCCUCUCUUUGUUCACUUUCAUUUCAUUUUUGUCGAUUGGGUAUGGAUAAUUGAGAUGGUUCGAAAAUUG
Molecule: messenger RNA, 6148 nt
Organism: Daphnia pulicaria
Lineage: Eukaryota; Metazoa; Arthropoda; Branchiopoda; Diplostraca; Daphniidae
Product: RNA-binding motif, single-stranded-interacting protein 2-like
Exons: 8
Coding region: 1209-3155 (648 amino acids)
Cellular component (GO): cytosol; nucleus; ribonucleoprotein complex
Molecular function (GO): poly(U) RNA binding; mRNA 3'-UTR binding; poly(A) binding
Source: RefSeq, a predicted model, not a curated record